Oryzias melastigma (Indian medaka) is the source of this 772-nucleotide messenger RNA. RefSeq names its product adenylate kinase 1 (gene ak1). Gene Ontology annotation, molecular function: nucleoside diphosphate kinase activity; ATP binding; AMP kinase activity. Gene Ontology annotation, biological process: nucleoside triphosphate biosynthetic process; ATP metabolic process. The transcript has 7 exons. The coding region runs from base 170 to 754 and encodes 194 amino acids. NCBI's taxonomy places the organism in Eukaryota, Metazoa, Chordata, Actinopteri, Beloniformes, Adrianichthyidae. The record is from RefSeq and is a predicted model, not a curated record. Gene Ontology annotation, cellular component: cytoplasm; cytosol.
GCAUUGAAUAGGAGAGGGAGGGCUGCCGGGCUGGCAGGAACUGUGCAGGCACACACACAAACGGGGAUCCGGGGACGGCAGCCCCUUGCACCGGGACGCAAAGCAGCAGCAGCAGUGGCCGCGGCGAGGAAGAGAGAGUUGAGGAACUGAACUCCACAAAAGCAACACGAUGGCAGACAAAAUCAAGGAUGCCAAGAUUAUCUUCGUAGUGGGAGGACCUGGGUCUGGAAAAGGCACCCAGUGUGAGAAGAUAGUUGCAAAGUACGGCUACACCCACCUGUCUUCCGGCGAUCUGCUGCGUGCCGAAGUGGGUUCCGGCUCCGAGCGAGGCAAACAGCUCCAGGCCAUCAUGCAGAAGGGAGAGCUCGUACCCCUGGACACGGUCUUAGACAUGAUUAAGGACGCCAUGAUCGCCAAGGCCGACGUCUCCAAGGGCUUCCUGAUUGAUGGCUACCCCCGUGAGGUGAAGCAAGGAGAGGAGUUUGAGAAGAAGAUUGGAAAGCCCUGCCUGUUGCUGUACGUGGACGCCAAGUCAGAGACUAUGGUCAAACGGCUGUUGAAGCGCGGCGAGACCAGCGGGCGCUCCGACGACAACGAAGAGACCAUCAAGAAGCGCCUGGACUUGUAUUACAAAGCGACAGAGCCAGUCAUUGCCUUUUAUGAGAGCCGGGGUAUUGUGAAGAAGGUCGACUCUGAGCUGCCUGUGGAUGAAGUCUUCGUCCAAGUCUCCCAGGCUAUUGAUUCACUGAAGUAAAGCAACACCACUGGAUGA